AUGUUAAAAUGUGCCUUUGGAGUUGCUUUUAGCAAGUUUCUUGGCUUUAUUGUGCGACAUCGAGGGAUUAAGAUUGAUCAAGCUAAAGUUGAUGCUAUCUUGAUGAUGCCCGAGCCUCGAAAUAUUCAUGAGCUAAAAAGUUUUCAAGGAAAGUUAGCCUACUUGAGGAGGUCCAUAUCGAAUCUAGCUGGAAGAUGCCGACCAUUUAGGCAUCUCAUGAAGAAGGGUUCUCCUUUCAAGUGGGACCAAACAUGUAGCAAUGCCUUUGAAAGUAUCAAAGUAUAUCUGGUGAAGCCUUCAGUUCUAGCAGCCACUAUACCUGGAAAGCCAUUGAUACUCUACAUUGCGGCACAAGAAAGGUCUGUAGGAGCCCUAUUAGCUCAAGAAAAUAGUGAAGGUAAGGAAAACUCUCUUUAUUACUUAAGCAGAAUGAUGAUAUCAAAUGAGCUGAAUUAUUUACCAAUCAAAAAGUUGUGCUUAGCACUAGUCUUCUCAAUUCAAAAGAUGAAGCAUUACUUUCAAGCUCAUAUUGUUCGCCUUGUGUCUAGAGAAAAUCCUAUCAAAUUUGUUAUAUCGAAACCAGUCCUUAGUGACCGACUAUCAAGGUGGUACCUCCAAUUCCAAAAGUUUGAGAUCGUGUAUAUCCCUCAAAAGACUGUGAAGGGGCAAAGAUUGGUAGAUUUUUUGGCAGACCAUCCAAUACCAGAUGAUUGGGAGUUAACCGAUGAGCGUUUUGAUGAAAAUGCGAUGGUUAUCAAAGUUCUACUUCCUUGGAAGAUGUACUUUGAUAGAGCUACACAUCGUGGCGGAGCUGGUGCUGGUGUGGUAUUUGUCACUUCACAAGAAAAGGUUCUACCAUUCUCUUUCACUUUGAAACAAUGUUGCUCCAACAAUGUUGAUGAAUAUCAAGCAUUAAUACAUAGACUCGAAAUGGCCGUCGACAUGAAACAAUUGCAGUUACAAGUCUUUGGUGACUCUCAGUUGAAGUUAAUAGGAUGGCUUGGAGAUGUGACCCUCCAACAUGUGCCAAGGAAAAAGAAUAAGAAAGCUGAUGCCCUAGCUGCCCUCGCUUCAACUCUGACUCUUCCAGAUCAUAAACAAGUCACUAUCUAUCAAAAAUGGGUAGUACCACAGCCAAAUGAGGAUGAAUAUGUAGAAAAUAAGCUUGAGCAUCUCAUCGCUGUGUCUGAAGCUGCAAAGGAAUAUUGGCAACAACCUAUUAUCGACUAUUUAUGUUAUGGGAUACUUCCAAAAAAUCUAAAGAGAAGGACUGACAUUCGCCGUCGUGAACCUCGCUUCCUAUACUACAAGAACACAUUACAUAGAAGAUCAUUUGAGGGAGUACUCUUGCAAUGUUUGGGAGAGGGAGAAGCAGUCAAAGCUCUACAAAAACUGAAGCAUUCAAUAAGACUAUGCAAUCUGCUAAAGAAAGUCGUCUCCAAGUCCAAGCGAUAUUGGCAUGAAAGAAUGGAAGAAGCUUUGUGGGCAUGUAGGAUAACAUACCACACACCGACUCAAGCAACCCUAUAUUCACUUACUUUUGGAGUCGAAGCAGUCCUACCAUUUGAGCGCCAAAUACCUUUACUUGCUAUCCAAGAAGGGUUCACUGAAGAAGAAAAUGCUCGACUACGUCUUGCCGAGUUAGAAGCACUUGAUGAAAAGAGGCUGGAAGCUCAACAAAAUUUUGAAUGUUAUCAAGCCUGUCUAUCUAGUGCUUUUAACAAGAAAGUUCAUUUGAGGUUAUUUCAAGUUGGAGAUCAAGUCCUUGCAGUAAGAAGGACCAUUAUCACUUCACAUAAGUCUAGGGAAAAUUUACCUCAAAGUAGGAUGGACCAUAUGUUGUACAAGAAACGUAUACAAAUGGCGCUUACAAGCUUGUUGAUGCUGAUGGCAUGA
Solanum dulcamara is the source of this 1896-nucleotide messenger RNA. RefSeq lists its product as uncharacterized. The transcript is spliced from 3 exons. NCBI's taxonomy places the organism in Eukaryota, Viridiplantae, Streptophyta, Magnoliopsida, Solanales, Solanaceae. The record is from RefSeq and is a predicted model, not a curated record. Gene Ontology annotation, molecular function: nucleic acid binding. Bases 1 to 1896 code for a protein of 631 amino acids.